GGUAGCCGUUGUUGUAUGGCUCUCUUUCUCUUAUAACCUCACUCAAAGUCGCUCAGGCUCAGCUAAAAACCUAAAAGUAGUGAAUUUUAAGAAGUUCCUAGUGUAGUGGCUAGUACUGUAUGAGGUUUUAAUAUUUGUAGUUCUAGUUAUAUUCUGGUGUACAAUGGGAAAGAGACGGUCGAAAAAGGGUAAAACUGCUAAAAAUAAUCCUAACAGUGCAGAAACAGAACCAGAAGAGCUAACAAGAGCUCCUCACUCGUUUGUUAUCCACAGAGGCUCUGUUGGGCGAACAAUUGUUGAUUUUACAAAAGAUUUCAGAAAAGUAAUGGAACCAUUUACAGCUUCUUCACUGAAGGUGAGGAAGAAGAAUGUGUUGAAAGACUUUUCAGCAGUAGCGGGUCUACUCCAUGUAUCCCACUUGGUGAUGUUUACGAGCACUGAAACUGCAAGCUACGUUCGUUUCGGCCGGUUUCCUCGUGGUCCGACUCUUACAUUUCGCAUGUUGAAGUAUUCUUUGUCUCGAGAAGUUUUGUCUCAACUGAGGAAGCAGUAUGCUUUUGAUAAAGCAUUCAGAAAUUUCCCUCUAGUUGUCCUGAAUAAUUUCUCUGGGGAAGGAGCUCACAUGAAACUAAUGGCAACCAUGUUUCAGAACAUGUUUCCGACAAUCAACUUGACCAAGGUGAACUUGGACUCAGUUCGCAGAUGUGUUCUGUUUAACUACAACCGUGAGGACAAAUCUAUUGAGUUCCGACAUUACGGGAUAAGAGUGGCUCCUGUUGGUUUGUCUCGAGGCGUAAAGAAACUUGUUCAGAGUAAAGUGCCUAAUCUUGGUCGCUACGAAGAUGUCUCUGAAUUUCUUCUGAGGGGAGACGUAUCUGAGAGUGAGGCCGAGGAUGAUGGGGAGAGCCACGUAACUCUGCCGCAGAAGAUAUCGUCCCGGGGAAACGUACAGGAUGGCCAGUCAGCCAUCCGGCUCAGUGAACUAGGGCCUAGGAUGACACUGCAGCUGAUCAAGGUGGAAGGAGGUCUCUGUGAAGGGGAGGUCAUAUACCAUGACCUAAUCACAAAAACUGAUGAGGAAAUUGCUCUCAUUAACAAGAGAAGAGAGCAAAAGAGGAGACUGAAAGAGGAACGAAAGAGAAUACAGGAGAAGAACAAACAAGAAAAGGAGAGGAAAAAAGAAUUGUUGAAAAAGAAAUCACUUGAAGGCAUUGAAAAGAAAAAGAAGGAAUAUCAUCCCAAGAAAGAUGAUGUUGAAGGUGUGAAACUAGCAGGAGAAACAAAAACGGGAGAGGCUGAUGAUGAAAAUGAUUCGGACUGGUACAGAAAGGAAGUUGGACAAGAUCCAGAUAAAGACCUGUUUUCAAAUCAUAAGUCUUCAGGCAUGAAAAGGACGUACUCAGACAAACAAUCUAGAGAUAGAUACAACAAGAAACUGAAGACUGACUUUAAUCAAGAUAGAGAUAAGAGAAAUAAUACAUCAUUCAAGCCUUGUUUAAGUAAGAGAUUUCAACAAAAAAGUCGCAGAAGCAAAAAAGUCAUGGGAAGUAAAGUCCGUAAAGGACAAAGGCAUCGAUGAAAUCACUUUAUACAUUGAAGAUUAUGUUGUAAAUAAAGUUUUAUAUAAGUGUU
This is a messenger RNA of Homalodisca vitripennis (glassy-winged sharpshooter), 1632 nucleotides long. Its product is annotated as protein Peter pan-like. The coding region runs from base 164 to 1579 and encodes 471 amino acids. Gene Ontology annotation, molecular function: rRNA binding. Lineage: Eukaryota; Metazoa; Arthropoda; Insecta; Hemiptera; Cicadellidae. The record is from RefSeq and is a predicted model, not a curated record. Gene Ontology annotation, biological process: rRNA processing; ribosomal large subunit assembly. Gene Ontology annotation, cellular component: preribosome, large subunit precursor. The transcript has 8 exons.